CCUACUUCUCUCUCUCUCUCUCUCUCUCUCUCUCUCAUUAUAUAAAUACUAAUUUCUCUUUACAUAUACCAUAUUUAUAUAUACACAUUUCUUAUCAAUACGUAACAACUACCGAACGAUUAAAAAUUCACAUGUUUCCAAUUUCAAUAGUUAUUAUAAACAAAAAGAUUUUGGGGGGUAGAUCGAUCUGCGUUCAUUUUCUUCUGUUUGGCAUGAAAAUAUAAACAUGGAGGUUAAAGUCAAACCAAAAGCCAUAGUGAUAGAGUCGACGAUUGCAAGUAAAGAGGAAGAUGAGAUGAAGAAGGUGAAAGAGUGUGUGGUGAUUGGUCAAGAGAAAGAGGAAGAUAUUACUACUAAAGAACGAGAAACUACGAAGAUCAUGGAUGAUGAAACUCAAACAAGACAAGUUGAUUCUAACAGUGUCUCAAGAUCAUCAUCUUCAUUAUCAUCAUCCCUUGAGAUGACGAAGAAGCUGGAAAAUGACAAAAAUCCGAGCCAGAACGCAGAAAACACCGAAAAUGAAGAAGAGUGUAAUAACAUGAAGAGCAAGAAGACGAGUUCACAAGUGUGGGACUGUGGGAGCUCUCUCUACGACUCCUUCGAACUCAACUCGUUCAAACGUCAACUCGACUCAGCAAUCUCUGCUUCCUCCGGCAGAACCAUGUCCAUGUCUCACCUCCCCGACCGCCGUCUCCCUCCUCUAAACUCGUUAUCGCCGGAAUAUCCUCCUCCUCCACCGGAGACUUCUUGUUCCUCCUCCGGCAACAAGAAACAUUCGAACAAGAUCUCUCGUUCUCUUCAGAGAUUCUUGAAAUCAGUAUUCAGACCAAAACAUCACCAAAGUUUGUCAUCAUCCUCAAGCACUCCUUCUUCGCCGGUCUACAAGGUGGAUAAAGAUCGAUACUAUGUCGUUUAUGACAAGUCGAGAUCGUUGACCACGAUUCCAGAGUCAACGGAGAAGGAAGUGGGCCCGGAGAUCAACUCUCUUGCUAGGAAAACCGUGUCCGAGAGAUUUCCGGCGAGUCGAGUCGUUGGUAUUUCAUGUGCAUGAUUAUAAUAUUUAUUACCUAAGUCGUAGAUUUGAUAUAUAAUAGUGUCUAUUAUGAUAUUAGAGAGUGUUUAUUAUAAGAAAACAUUUUGGAAUUAAUGAUAUCGUGUUGGAC
Thlaspi arvense is the source of this 1163-nucleotide messenger RNA. Lineage: Eukaryota; Viridiplantae; Streptophyta; Magnoliopsida; Brassicales; Brassicaceae. The record is from the annotation of a GenBank genome assembly.